AUGUCUUUGCGCGACCAUUGCUGGCCAAAUCGUGAUCAGUGGGAGUUAUUCAACAGAACGCUCGGUAGAGGAAAGCUCAUCAGAACAAGUCCAAUCGCCGAAUCCUGCUAUGAUGGACCACGGAAGGACCUCGAGCAAUGCUCCUAUGUGAAUCAAAUGUGGCCAGACCAGGACUUUCAGACCAGCAAUCCUAUUGGCCGCCCUUACCCUUACAACAUCACAUGCGCUCCCGUGAACUACGCCGCUGGGGAGGAGCCUUUGAGCUGCACUCUAGGCUCGCUGCCCGUGUAUGCGGUAAACGCAACUACAAGAAAGGACAUUUCAUUAACCCUCGAGUUUGCCAAGAAACAUAACAUUCGUCUUGUCGUUGCGAGUACUGGACACGACUUGCUUGGCCGGUCUGACGGAUACGGUGGCCUGGAGCUAUGGCUUCGCUAUUACCGAAAUGGCAUCUACUUCCACAGGACGUUCAGAUCCUCGACAGGGUGCAGAGCUUCUAAUUGGACUGGAAGCUCAAUACACAUCGAUGGCGCCUUCCAAUGGCGUGAUGUAUACAAGGUUGCUAAGGAUAAUAAUGUCAUUGCUGUUGGUGGUGGCGCCCUUUCUCCUGGGGCUAUUGGCGGUUGGCCCUCCGGUGGUGGGCACGGCCCCGCUACACACAACUUCGGCAUGGGUGCUGAUCAAAUCCUCGAAGCUGAGAUCAUGCUUGCUGACGGCAAGAUCGUCACGGCGAACCAUUGCCAUUUUAGGGACUUGUUCCGAGCCAUCCGUGGUGGUGGCCCUGGGUAUGGCAUUGUCCUCAGUCAGCGCAUUAAGGUAUAUCCUAACGUUGGUGCUGUGACUGCUCAUCGUUUGGCCUUCUUCCCGCUGAAUGAAACAGCUGAGAACAAAGAUCUCCUGGAUGCCAUUACCGUUCUUCACCAGCAACUGCCUCAAUUGAGUUCAAAUGGCGUUGCCGGGUAUGGGUUUUGGUUCCGGAACUUCCCAGGUCAAUUCAUCGGCUCUGCCCACUCUGGAUACUCACAUGGUUUUUGGACGAUCGGCAAGACCAAGCCCGAAGCUGAAGCGGCCCUCGCCCCUUUGCUAAACGCCCUCGAACCAUUCAAAGACAGGAUUUUUAUCUCGUCGACCUUUACCGAGUACUCAGACUACUGGUCAUUCUAUUAUGCGGAGUCCGGGCUUUAUGACCCCACAGGCUCAACUUCUAUUCUCACUUCUCGCCUAAUCACUCCAGAGGCUGUCGCAGACUAUGACAAGCUGCGCGCUACCAUCGAAAUUGUGGCCGGUAGCCCGGAUGAGGUCGUAUCCAACGUCAUUCUCCUGGUGUCUGGUGGCCAGGUGUUCCAAGACGCAGAUGACUCGUCGUCUGGGUUGAACCCUGCGUGGCGGCGGGCCCCUUUUGUGAUGGUGGUUGGUCAAGGGAUCCCAAAGAUGGCGCCUAAUCUAAAUCAGAUCCGCGAGUAUGUUCAGUAUCAGGUCACUCAUGUCAAAGGGGCUGCUCUGAAGCAGCUGGCCCCUGACACGGCUGGAUACAUGAACGAGGGAGACAGCAACGACCCCGACUACAUAGAGGCUUUCUAUGGCUCCAACUACGCCGGCCACCUGGCUGCCAAGAAGAAGUACGACCCGGAAGGCAUUUUUUACUGCCGAACUUGCGUUGGUGCGGAAGAUUGGAUUGACCGUCCUGAUGGCCCUUUGUGUCGUAAGCGACGGAACUAA
Messenger RNA from Thermochaetoides thermophila DSM 1495, 1719 nucleotides. RefSeq lists its product as uncharacterized. The coding region runs from base 1 to 1719 and encodes 572 amino acids. Gene Ontology annotation, molecular function: FAD binding; oxidoreductase activity. The transcript is spliced from 2 exons. Lineage: Eukaryota; Fungi; Ascomycota; Sordariomycetes; Sordariales; Chaetomiaceae. The record is from RefSeq and is a predicted model, not a curated record.